Molecule: messenger RNA, 4293 nt
Organism: Lates calcarifer (barramundi perch)
Lineage: Eukaryota; Metazoa; Chordata; Actinopteri; Centropomidae
Product: phosphatidate phosphatase LPIN2
Biological process (GO): cellular response to insulin stimulus; positive regulation of transcription by RNA polymerase II; triglyceride biosynthetic process
Cellular component (GO): nucleus; endoplasmic reticulum membrane; cytosol
Molecular function (GO): transcription coactivator activity; phosphatidate phosphatase activity
Source: RefSeq, a predicted model, not a curated record
GGGUAAUUUUCCCUUACAGUGUUUGUUCUCAGUCCGAGGGGUUAGGAAGGUUGUAGCGGCUGUGGCGCAUGGCACAGACCAGGAGCAGGGUGGCUGGGGAGGACAGGGGAGCAGAGAAGGUCUCAGCAGACCCAGCUGGGGUGACAUGAAGCUCACAGGGAGGUUACCUCUAGAGCAGCAGGGCCAGCGGCGGCGCCUGAAGUCCCCCUGGACUCUGGCGGACACCAUGAACUACGUGGGGCAGCUGGCUGGCCAGGUGCUGGUGACAGUAAAGGAGCUGUAUAAGGGGAUCAAUCAGGCCACUCUGUCAGGCUGCAUCGACGUGAUCGUGGUCCGACAGCCUGAUGGGACGUUCCAGUGUUCCCCUUUCCACGUUCGCUUCGGAAAACUGGGGGUGCUGCGCUCCAGGGAGAAAGUAAUUGACAUAGAAAUCAAUGGGGAACCUGUGGAGCUACACAUGAAGCUCGGAGACAAUGGAGAGGCCUUUUUUGUCCGGGAGACAGAGCAGCACAAUGAGAUCAUCCCAGCCCACCUGGUGACCUCGCCCAUUCCCACAGAAGAGGUUCUGUUCAGGAGCAGAGAGCCCAGAUGUGUGGGGUCAGCGGCAGAAACUGGUCCGCCGCUGAGUCCAGAAGAUGCGGCCUCUGGGAACACCCAGCUCUGCUCCAACUCAGCCGGCAAGAAGAAGAAGAGGCGCAGGAAGAAGCACAAAGCUGAGCCACGCAAGGAGGAGCAAACAGCCACACCUGCAGGCGGGGAGCUGGAGCUGUGUGAGCUCAGUUCAGACGAGGAGCACAAUGCACACAAUGGACGGACAUCUUCACUCUCCAUGAUGAAUAACAACAUGGACCACAGGCAACAUUCCCCCCUCACUGCCCUCGAAUGGGACAGCUACCCUUUCUCCGACGGAGACUGGUCCCCCUGCACCACCAGGGAGAUGUCCGAGCCCAUGUCGCCCAAGAGCGACUCCGAGCUGAUGGUGAAGCCGGCAGAGAGCGUGCUCAGAGCUGAGUCGCACAUGCAGUGGACAUGGGGGGAGUUUCCAGAAUCCACCAGGGUCAACAAAAAGGACAAAACGGAGCCAAAGCUGUUGACCAUCACUCCGUCAGAGAACACACAUUUCAGGGUUAUCUUGAGCUCAGAAGCGAUGCAGGUGGACUCGGGGGAAGGAGAGAGAAACACAGAUCCAGUUUGUAGUAUUGUUAAACCAGAGCCUCGGACCAUCAAAGCCGAUCAGUGCAGCUGUGAAUCACAGCCCCCUGAAGCUCCGUCACAUCAUAGAGACAUUACAGGGCACAAACCGGAGCUUCCAAAUUCUGUGUGCAGCAGUUUUACCUCCGAGCCAUGUCCCGGUAACUCUGACCUCAACGCAAAAACCACUUGUAAGGCCAGGUGGACAUCUUCGCCACCCAGCCGCAGGGGCAGCGGCUUGGCCGCCAGUGGAGGCAGCAGCCAGGCUGAAGACUCGGCUGCAGUUUGUGCCAACACAGGAGCUUCCUCCAAACCCACAGACUCGCCCAUCAAGAGGAGAGGUGUGAGGAAGAGGAGCCAGCAUCAGGGACCUGAAGAUAUUUACCUGGAUGAUCUGAAUGCACUCGAGCCUGAUGUUGUUGCCCGGUACUUCCCGAAAAGUGAGUCUGAGCAGGUUCCUAAACACUGGGUGGAGCUGGGACGGCGCUCUGGAUCCCAGUCACCGCAGUCAGUGGGCAGCAGCGCAGCAGCAGACAGCGGUACAGAGUGUCUGUCGGACUCCGCCGGUGACCUCCCUGACGUCACCCUGUCGCUGUGCGGAGGUGUUGGUGAGAACUCAGAGAUUUCUAAAGAAAAAUUCAUGGAGCACAUCAUCACCUACAACGAAUUUGCAGAGAAUCCAGCAAUCAUUGACAAUCCCAAUUUAGUGGUUAGAAUUGCAAACAGGUACUACAACUGGACACUGGCAGCUCCGUUGAUACUCAGUAUGCAGGCUUUUCAGAAGAACUUGCCAAAGGCUACAGAGGAGGCCUGGGUGAAGGAGAAAAUGCCAAAAAAGUCUGGACGCUGGUGGUUCUGGAGAAAGAGCAGCGUGAAGCAGUCAUCAUCAGAGACCAAGUUAGAGAGACAGGAGUCCCUGACCAGCGAGAGCCCUGCCCUUCACCAGGCCCCAGAAACACAGCACAAAACAGCGGAGUGGUCCAGCGACGACGAGACCAAAGAGCUGAACUCUGCAGCACCUGCUCUGACACCCAUUGAGCGUGUGCAGACAGAAGUCCCGGCACCAGCUUCUUGUCACUCCUACAAGAAAUCCCUCCGCCUGUCCUCUGACCAGAUAGCCAGUCUGAAGCUAAGAGAGGGGCCUAAUGAUGUCACCUUCAGCAUAACCACCCAGUACCAGGGGACGUGUCGCUGCGAGGGCACCAUCUACCUGUGGAACUGGGACGACAAGGUUAUAAUCUCUGACAUCGAUGGCACCAUUACCAAAUCAGAUGUGUUUGGUCAGAUUCUGCCUCAGCUGGGUAAAGACUGGACUCAUCAAGGAAUCGCUAAGCUUUACCACUCAGUGCAUGAGAAUGGUUACAAGUUCCUGUACUGUUCUGCCCGAGCGAUCGGCAUGGCUGACAUGACGCGAGGAUAUUUGCACUGGGUGAACGACAGGGGGACUCUGCUGCCUCAAGGACCCCUCAUGCUCUCCCCGAGCAGCCUCUUUUCUGCCUUUCACAGAGAGAUCAUAGAGAAAAAGCCUGAAAAGUUCAAGAUUGAAUGCCUCACAGACAUCAAGAACCUGUUCUUCCCCAACACACAUCCCUUCUACGCAGCCUUUGGAAACAGAGAAAGUGACGUCUUUGCCUACAAGCAAGUGGGUGUGCCUGUGUGCCGGAUAUUCACAGUGAAUCCCAAAGGGGAGUUAAUUCUCGAGCAAGCCAAAGGCAAUAAAACAUCUUACAGCCGGCUGAGUGAGCUGGUGGAGCAUGUUUUUCCUUUGCGAAGUUCUCAACACAACGCCACCUUCAGCUGCCCAGAGUUCAGCUCCUUCUGCUACUGGAGACAGCCGAUCGCUGAGGUGUGUUUUGAGGAGCUGCUUUAACUCAGACUGAUAUUAAUGUUUAGAAUUAAUUACUUGAAAUCAACUUAACUAAGAGCAGUAAUUUAUUUUACGCCUGUAUGCACUGGCUUAAUACUGAUAAUAAUUCUUUAACAUAAAUUCAAUACAUCAGAAUUUGAUAUUGUCUUAGGCACAUCCUAAUUUAGUGAAAAAUAUUGGGAUAUUAAUAUAUUCCAUGUUUUUUUAGUGAAACGUCAUCUUAUUUCGGUGAAGCUACACCAGUAAGAGGUGUAGUCGAAUGCUCAGCACAUAUAAAAAACAUCACUUCUUAUAUCAUUUAUACAGUUUUUGUCACAAUGUUUCUGUGAAGAAAUUGCCUAAGCAUUUAUUUAGGCAGUGGAAGUUAAGUGGGUUAGGGUUAGGGUUAGGGUUAACUGGCGAACAUUCGAUAUGAAACUGAAAUACUGACUAUAGUGCACAUUUUCUGCCUGACAUGUUGUAUUUAGAGCCACUACUGUAUGUAGUCGUCCCUUUAAGGUCUUAUUUACUCUAUAAAGGUGUUAUUUAAUGUUUAGGAAUCUUAUAUCUUUGCUCCAAAGCUUCAGGAUUUUGCACAUUUAUGCUAAAGAAAAAAUGUGAAAUGAUUUCACUCAUAGUUAAUAGCUGCGAUUUAAAAAAAAGAAAAGAAAAAAAGAAGCACUUUCUGAACUGUAGAUACUGCUGCUAUUUGGUAUUAAGUAUUUUUCCAAAAUCAAGAUUUAGUUAGACUUAAAGUAGAAAACUAUUUUUGAUGAAUUUUGAAAUGUUUUUGCCAGACUUGUGAAAACGACAGUAUAUUAUUAAUGUUAUGCCUCUUUAUUAUUUUAUCUCUUCACGCUCAGUAACAGCUGUCAGUAAAAUUUAAAGCAUUCUUUCUAUGAAAGUGAUUAACUUUGUGUGACGAGAACACACAGUAUUUUCUUAGUCUCGUGUGGUCCAAUUUCACUUUUCAAUGAAGAACUUUUGCUGCUGCUUAAGGUGUUUUUCUCUAGGUUGUUGUGAUUACCUUGUGGUAAUCCAGUCAACAUUAUGCUGUAACAGUGUAAGCACAAAUUCAACUGUUAGUCAACUGUUAUGUUCUCUGUUCUUCAGACAGUGUGAGAGGUCACUGCUUCAAACAUGACUUAUGUAAGGUGAUGUUUAUAGUGUGUCAUAACUGUAGAUUCUAGUGUAUAUAAACUGUAUAUAUAGUAUAUUUACCAUAUGUAUUGAAUUAAUAAACUGUUCUGCCAAAA